AGACAGUAGGUGACUUAUGUCAGUUGCUAAUAUUAUACUUUGCAUAACAUAUCAAUGUAUACCUAACUAUUCCGGAAUAUUUCGCGGAAGUGGUCUAAAUAUAGUCAAUCCAAAGAAACACACGUAUAUUAUAGCGUAGAGAUCGGUGAGCACAGCUUUUUUCGAAUGGAGAUGUACGAGAAACCGUGUACCGAUAGGAGUGAGGAGAUCAAAAUGGUCCACAGUCAGCAUGCCAGGAUAAUGAAGGAGGAAGACGAAAUAUGGAUAUCCAGUGAAGAUCUCAAUACCGAAAAUAGUUCAGACGACGAAAGACUGAAACUGAGGCAUGCCUGUAAAAGGAAAACCAAAGUGAAGAACAGAAAACGAUCAUCUCCUAAUAUAAACGUUCAGAGACCGUCGAUAUCUUCGAUUCCACCAGUUGCUGGUACUUCAAAAGACUUAGAUGAUCGACUGUUGGCGUCCAGACUGGAAGUACCGUCGUCACAAUUGGACGAAUCAAAGACAUCGGAUGAAGAGUACGCGCCCGUACCGUCGAACUACAACACGAAACGUAUGAGCUUGGAGGACUGGCGACCUAUGAAAGGUGCCUUGAACUUGACCUCCUUAGAAGAGGCAGCUGCCGAGAACCGUGUCCCGAAGAUGUCCUAUCCCGAAAACUUUUACGAAGGGCUACUUGACAAGUUGCGAUCCUUAAAAUCCUGUUCCUCCCUGAAAUCCCUUCGAAAAAUAUCGCCUCCCGAAAGAGCAACAGCCCCAGUCGAUGGGAAAAGUUUCCAGUUUCUAAAGAAUACGCCCGAAGUGAAGGCCACGCUGGAUUUCAUCAAUAAGUUGGAUGAGGAGAUCGCCGAUACGAUUUGUAAAUAUAAGACCGAAAGAAGCGAAAGACAUAAGACAGAACUUGAAUUAUGCCAACAUAUUUCAGAUAAUGCACUCUCUCAAGAUAAAGACACUGAUCUAUUUUUGGAUAUGUGUAAUUUCGAGGGAAAAUUGAAAGGUUUUAAAAAGCAAGCUGAAGAAGAAGUUAUGGAGGCUUUUACUAAAGGUCAAACCAGAAGAUUUCCGAAAAAUGAGGAAAUCCAAUCGAACAAUCCCGUUGAAAAUAAAGUAGAAAAUGCAGGAAACGGAGAUAAUUCAGCACCUAGAAAUUUCAUUGAACUGAAUAAAAGGUCCAUUCGAGAUCCAAUGAUGACUACUUGCUGUUUAACUGAUGAAGAAAAAACUAAAAUUGAGAACAUGUUGAAGGAUAUAGAUGAUUUUCAGUUGGAUGAUGGUCAGCUUUCAGUAUGGUCUGACUCAAUCAAAGAUGUCAACGAGCUUGAAGAAAAUAAGGAAAACAUGAUAGUGGAUCUUACCACUAAUGCAUUUUCAAUAUUACAAAAUGAAAAAGAUAGAAUGGAUGAAAUUAAUACUCAGUUACAGAGAAUAACAUUAGAAAAAGGUGAUGCUGAAGAAGCACAUUCAAAUUCAAGGACAACAAUAAACCCUGUCAAGGACGAGGAGUUUUGGAAAAAGUGUAUUUUAGAUCAAUCUCUAAAGGAUAUCGAUGAAAAACUGGCUAAGAUUCACCAAAGUAAUGUUGAAGCAGAAGAAAAAUUAAAAUUCUUCUUAGAAAACAAUAACAUUGAAGAAGAAGAAGAUAUUAUUUUGAUAUAAUGCGUGACCUUAAAACUAUCACUUUGGUAUAAUAACAGUACUUAAUUUUGUCAAGUUUUUUUUCUAAUAAAAAUAAAAUUUCAAUAUUUAUUGAA
This is a messenger RNA of Sitophilus oryzae (rice weevil), 1748 nucleotides long. RefSeq lists its product as uncharacterized. The transcript has 10 exons. The coding region runs from base 166 to 1653 and encodes 495 amino acids. NCBI's taxonomy places the organism in Eukaryota, Metazoa, Arthropoda, Insecta, Coleoptera, Curculionidae. The record is from RefSeq and is a predicted model, not a curated record.